This is a messenger RNA of Chanos chanos (milkfish), 1131 nucleotides long. RefSeq names its product serglycin (gene srgn). The record is from RefSeq and is a predicted model, not a curated record. Bases 57 to 548 code for a protein of 163 amino acids. Lineage: Eukaryota; Metazoa; Chordata; Actinopteri; Gonorynchiformes; Chanidae. The transcript has 3 exons.
UUUAGUCUCUCUUGACGUCCUUUCUUCGUUAACUGUAAUUUAAGAAGAAAUCGAUUAUGGGUAUUUGCUAUAAAAUAUGCGCCGUGCUGGCGAUUAUAUGCCUCCUUGAAAACCACACACUCGGGGCUCCAACUAAGGGCAGGUAUAUGUGGGUGAAAUGCAAGCCUGAGGGGAAGGACCCAAAUUGCCAUACACAGAAGGGUCCAUGGAUGAAUUUGCCCGGGCCACAAGACCGCCUCCCUGCGUCAGCUACAAAGACAAUAGUUCCAGUGGAGUCCAGUGAGGUAGCCUCCGAGGAGGUGGAGCUCUCAGGUGAUGGCUCAGGCGGCGGUAGCAUCAUCCCUGUGCUUCCUGAGCUGGGCUCCGGAGACCAGUGGAUGGCCGACACUCAAGACCAGGUGGAAUAUCAGGCUGAGGUGCCAGUGUCUGCCCAUCUCGGGGAGGAGAGCAGCGGUGACUUUGACUACUCCAACUACAUCUUCCCUGAAAAAGUGAAGGCCAACGGACCCAGCACAGAGGAGCUGAAGGAGGAAAACAUGCUACUGUAGGCAUCUGGGAUGCACCAUCUGUGUUUUACAUGUUUGUCUGCUCUGAGGAGCUUUUUUCCUCCCUUUCAAGGAUGCUCAGCUUAAAAAGCUUUUGACUUUGCUUUUCAUUUGAUAUUAUUCCAUUUGAAUGUUUUUAAAAUGUAUCAGUGGACUAUCCCUCCCUGUGCUGUGGUAUGUAUGUUCAUUUUUUCACAAUUUGGUCUUAAAAAAGAAAAACAACAUGGGAAAAUGGAGAGUGUAAGAAUUGUCACAGUCAAACUGAAAACAGUCUUUGCCCUUAAACAGUCUUUUGCGGGCUUUAUGUCAGGAGGCUAAACUAUGCAGCACUAAUCAAAAUGCGUGAGGCAUUAUGUGUGAAUUUCAUAUUUAAAGAAGAAAUGUUAGUGCUAUUGUUUAAGUCUGCUUCAUGCAUGUCUUCUUCUUAUAAACAGAUCACCUUCUAUAAAUGACUUAUGGUUGAACUCUGAUUAAGUCUGACUUUUUCAUACAGAUUCUAUUUUAUUAAAGAUUGUAUUUUAUUGUACCAAAAGGACAUCCAAGACAAAGAGCAUUUACCAAAUAAAUCAGUAUUGACACCUCACAG